CUCGGUGGGCUCGAGGUGGCUUGAGGACUCUGCACCAAUCCAGGUACGCAGAGCCCUCUGACAGGGGGAUCCCCGGCAGCCCAUUGGCCGCCUCCGUGGGAUGUAUCUGCUAGGAGGGCGGGCCCUAAACGGGUGCAUCAGUUUGGGCUCGUAGCCGUGCUACCCUGAGAAGCAUCUCUGCUGUGCCGAGUGGCGGAGGUACGGAGGAGAGUCCGAUGGCAAUGCGCUCCCCAGCCAGCUCCCCCAAGCAGAGGGACGCCAAGAAGAUGCCAAAUGGUGACCACACAGGUCAAGGGGAAUGGGGCCGAGCCUGGUAAGAUUCUCCUUCCAGUCUGGGGCUUUGGGAGGGAGAGCCCCAAGGCCGGGGCAGGGUGGCCGUGCUUUGGUGGUAGCUGAUCGGAGAAGACCUUGGGUCCUAGCCGAGUCUCAUUUGCCUGACUUUUCGUAAAGCUCUUUCCACGGGAGGUGGACUGGUUCUCCUUGGCCAGCAUCGUCUUCCUGCUGAUGUUUGCCCCUCUCAUCGUUUAUUACUUCAUCAUGUCCUGUGAUCAGUACGGCUGUUCCCUCACUGCGCCCGUGGUGGAGAUGGUGACCGGAAAGUCCAGCCUCUCGGACAUCUGGGCCCAGACGCCGGGCGUGACAGCCAGAGCGGCUCAAAUCUACAUCGCCUGGGUCACUUUUCAGGUGGUUUUGUACAUGAUGAUUCCUGAUUAUUGCCACAAAUUUCUGCCUGGCUAUGUGGGAGGCAUUCAGGAAGGGGCUGUGACCCCUGCAGGAAUUGUAAACAAGUAUGAGGUCAAUGGGCUCCAAGCCUGGCUCAUCACGCACCUUCUGUGGCUCGCAAAUGCUCAUGUCUUUCACUGGUUCUCUCCUACCGUCAUUUUUGACAACUGGAUACCGCUGCUCUGGUGCGCCAAUAUCCUUGGCUACACGGUGUCCACGUUCGCGCUCGUCAAGGGAUACCUGUUCCCCACCAAUGCCAAGGACUGCAAGUUCACAGGCAACUUCUUCUACAACUACAUGAUGGGCGUGGAGUUCAACCCCAGGAUAGGGAAGUGGUUUGACUUCAAACUCUUCUUCAAUGGCCGCCCGGGCAUCGUCGCCUGGACACUCAUCAACCUGUCGUUUGCGGCCAAGCAGCAGGAGCUCUUUGGUUCAGUGACCAACUCCAUGAUCCUGGUCAACGUCCUGCAGGCUCUUUACGUGGUAGACUUUUUCUGGAAUGAAACCUGGUACCUGAAAACCAUCGACAUCUGCCAUGACCACUUUGGCUGGUACCUGGGCUGGGGUGACUGCGUCUGGCUGCCUUACCUCUACACCCUCCAGGGCUUGUACUUGGUCUAUCAUCCUGUGCAGCUCUCGACACCACACGCGCUAGGGGUCCUGGUGCUGGGCCUCGUGGGCUACUACAUCUUCCGGGAGGCCAACCACCAGAAGGACCUCUUCCGAAAAACCAAUGGGAACUGCCAGAUCUGGGGCCAGAAGCCCAAGUACAUCGAGUGCUCCUACACGUCAGCCGACGGACGGAAGCACCACAGCAAGCUGAUGGUGUCGGGCUUCUGGGGCCUGGCUCGCCACUUCAACUACACGGGGGACCUCAUGGGCAGCCUGGCCUACUGCCUGGCCUGUGGCUUUUCCCACCUCCUGCCUUACUUCUACAUCAUCUACAUGUCCAUCCUGCUCGUCCACCGCUGCCUACGUGAUGAGGACCGCUGCUCCCACAAAUAUGGCCGUGAUUGGGAGCGCUACACCGCCACCGUGCCCAAGCGCCUGCUGCCUGGCGUCUUCUAAGGGCACUUGCCUCUGUCUUGCCAGCAGGCUGCUGGGCCCCCGUGUGGGAGCUCACCAAAGCUCCCUUCUCAGCAGCCACUUGGCCAGGGUGCUGUGGCCAGAUUCGUGGUCAGAAGGGCAGUUUGGGGAGUCUGCCGGGAUCCUUUGAUUCCUGGUGCUAGCUGGGAUUCUCAAUAGUGGUAAGAAUAAACUCACUUUAUGAACCAGACUCUGGGCAGCUGAAUGGGAAAUGCUGCCUUGGGGGUGGGGCUGCCGAGUUAACUCAUGCCCUGGGCCUCCCCCAGCUUCCCCAGGUAAUCUCGGAUUAGAAGGCAAGUUGUCUCUACCCGCCUUGACCUUGGGCCCCUGCACUGAAUCUUCUUGCACAAUAUCUUAGGGUCGAAAUCGAUUUUUUUUUUUCCCUCAGUAAAUCAAAGGAGUCUUUUUUCACCCUAUCUCUCUUGACUGAAACCCAAGGCUUUAAUCCAUUUUUUAUGCACCUACUGUAUGCCAGACACUGUGCUAAGUUCUGGUGAUACAAAGAAAGGCAAACGACCAUUCCUGCCCUCAAGGAGCUCCCCGUCUAGCGGGGAGUGCCAAUGUGCAAACAGCUGUGACCAACCAAGAGAUGGACAAGAUCGACUGGACGCCACCUCGGAGGGAGGGCACCAGGAGGGCUUCCUGUACACAGCAGCACUUCCCUAAGGUCUGAGGGCAGCCAGGCGGCGGGAUGAGAAGGGAGAAAGCUCGAGGCACUGGGGAACCAGAGGCUCUUGGAGAGAGAGCAGCCGGGAGACCAGCGUCACUGGAUGCAGGCUGUGUAAGGUCUGAGCAUCCAGGAGGCAUAGGCAGGGGUGAUGAUGGUAGCUAAGCAGGUUUGCUCUUGGAUCCUUGGGGGUGAUAAGGAUCCCCUGGUUGGGAAGACUUGGUCUUUCUAUUCAGCUGGUUGUUUUUAGGUCCAGCUCAUCGGAGGCAGAGCGCCAUGGCCUUGAGGUUGGGAUGACAUAGGGAUGUCUGUCUCUGCCAUAGACUAGUCUGGGAAACUAGGGACAAAUGAAGGUUUUUCUGUGCCUUGGGCAGCUCUGAAACUAAACCACAGAGGAGCUGCCAUCUGCCUCUGUGGAGGGAGUUUCCACACCAGCUGAGCUCUCUGCUCAGGUGAAAUCACAGGGUUGGACCCCCCAGAAAAGAAUUCCCCCCUUACACCCUCAUCGUCAGGGCUGUAAAGUGUGUCUGGCCCUCAGACACUGGGCAUCUUUGAAGCAAAACUCUGGGGAUGGAAAGGAUGCUGGUGACAUUCUGCCUUGGUCCAGGCUCUACUCUCGCCAUGGCCCAGAAGAAUGUUCCCUCUGGUAUUGAGCAGCUUCCUGAGAGGGCCCCCCAUUUCCACACUGCCCAGCCCCUCUGGGGGGCCAUCCCUGGCAGGAUUAAUCAAAGCCCCGGGGCUUGAAGGGACAGGAGUGCCUGAGGUCUGCCCCUUCUGGGCAGCCCCUUCCAUGUUCCCGAGCCAUCUUUGUGUCCCAGCACCAAGCAGAGUGCCUUUGUAUGCAAUGGUAUUCAAUAAAUGCUUGCUGAUUGAGAGUACUGAUUCUAAGAAAAGUCUGUUUGCCUAGAGCCUUGAUCUCACCUCUGCUGCUUAGAACCACCGUUACUGGUUCUGCCCAAAGAAAACAGUUAAAACCCUUCUACUCCCCAAUUCUCAUCUUCCUCGUGCCCUUCACCUAGCCGCAUCUCCAGCUGUAAUGAGCAUGGAGCAUAUGGGCCUUGGUUUUGGGGUGCUACCCUCCCUGGGGCCCCUGUGCCUUGCCUAGAGGGAGACCACGUGGCACUGGUGCCAGGGUCUUCCUGCCCACCUGCCUUGGGGGGACUUUCUAUAGGGCCAGACCCACCCUCCCCAAGGAUUUACAUCCCAGGUGGAAUAUUUCCUCCUUAAGCCUCUACGUGGCAGGGUCUUUGUCCUUUCUGGGUCCUGGGGGCCCCUCCAGAUGCUCUGCUGCCUCGGGUGUGUGGCAGCCAGGCCAGGGGCGUGCAGCCAUCACUGAAGCCUAAAUUCAUGUUCACUUUUCUGGUUCAGGGGCCUCCCCAAGCCUGUGCUUUCCUGUUGAUUUUUUUAAACCAAAAGUGAGACGACUUUGAUUCUUACUGAAUUUUCUCCUUCCUUGAGAAGAUGCUUUUGAAUCCUUCCUAGACUGGAAGCUCCAUGCGAGCAGGAGUGCGCUCUUUUCUAAUCUUUGUAUCUUAACACUGAGUAUUGCUCUGCGUACAGUGGGUACCCAAUAAAUAUUUGUGAAACAA
Molecule: messenger RNA, 4065 nt
Organism: Trichosurus vulpecula (common brushtail)
Lineage: Eukaryota; Metazoa; Chordata; Mammalia; Diprotodontia; Phalangeridae
Gene: DHCR7
Product: 7-dehydrocholesterol reductase
Exons: 8
Coding region: 505-1791 (428 amino acids)
Biological process (GO): cholesterol biosynthetic process; brassinosteroid biosynthetic process
Cellular component (GO): endoplasmic reticulum membrane
Molecular function (GO): 7-dehydrocholesterol reductase activity
Source: RefSeq, a predicted model, not a curated record